AUGCCAGUAUAUGAAAUUGAGCGGAAGUUCGUCUUUAACCCAGCCUUGCUGACACGCUUCCGAAUGAACCAUGGCCAACCGCCGUUUCGCUGUCUGGCUCAUCAGCGCACCGAGAGCUUUCAGGACGAAUAUUUCGAUUCUGCAAACAAGUUGUCGAAGAGUGGCAUAUGGAUACGAAAACGCGAUAAAUCCUGGGAGGCCAAACACCGUCAAGAUGGCAACUAUCUUCGAUCUUCCUUUUAUGAAACCGAUAAAGUUCAUGAAAUCAAGAGGUUGAUUAGCACCUACACGCAUUUAGGAUAUAAUGCAGGUCCAGAUACCAACUUCGGCUUAAAGAGCAUAUGUCGGUAUCGUACGACAAGGGAGACUUUUCUUGCAGACGAUCGAUUUUUCAUCAUGUUAGACUUCACGGAUUUUGGCCAUUGGGUUGGCGAGGUAGAAGUUCAAACGCACCAAACCGCAGCAGCGCUCUUGGACAUUGAUAUUUUCAUGCAGAAGUAUUCAUGGUUUUUUGCGAAUCGCGAUAUUCCUAAAGGAAAGAUGACAGCUUACUUUGAAUUAUUCGGCUUUCCUUCUGAAGAUGAUUCUUAA
This is a messenger RNA of Botrytis fragariae, 591 nucleotides long. RefSeq lists its product as uncharacterized. Gene Ontology annotation, biological process: thiamine diphosphate metabolic process; dephosphorylation. Bases 1 to 591 code for a protein of 196 amino acids. The transcript has 2 exons. NCBI's taxonomy places the organism in Eukaryota, Fungi, Ascomycota, Leotiomycetes, Helotiales, Sclerotiniaceae. Gene Ontology annotation, molecular function: magnesium ion binding; thiamine triphosphate phosphatase activity. The record is from RefSeq and is a predicted model, not a curated record.